Molecule: messenger RNA, 703 nt
Organism: Erpetoichthys calabaricus (reedfish)
Lineage: Eukaryota; Metazoa; Chordata; Cladistia; Polypteriformes; Polypteridae
Gene: urm1
Product: ubiquitin related modifier 1
Exons: 5
Coding region: 72-383 (103 amino acids)
Biological process (GO): tRNA thio-modification; protein urmylation
Cellular component (GO): nucleus; cytoplasm
Molecular function (GO): protein tag activity
Source: RefSeq, a predicted model, not a curated record
AUGCGCAGAUCCAAACGGACAGUUUGAGCACGCGCAUUAAAGUUGCUGAGGAGACGCUUCCUGUGUAUCGGAUGAAGAUGGCAGCGCCCAUAUCCAUACACCUGGAGUUCGGGGGUGGAGCUGAGUUACUAUUUGAUGGUGUUAAGACUCAUCAUGUAACACUGCCAUCUCAGUCUGAGCCAUGGGAUGUGAAACAACUGUUGGAAUGGAUUAAAGCCAACCUUUUGAAAGAACGGCCAGAACUAUUCAUCCAGGGAACUACAGUGAGACCUGGGAUCUUGGUAUUGAUCAAUGAUGCAGACUGGGAGUUGAUGGGUGAAUUAGACUACAAACUUCAAGAUCAGGACAACAUUGUGUUCAUCUCCACUCUACAUGGAGGUUAAAACAGACUGAUAACACUGCAAGCCAACAUUGUUCACAUACUUAUUCUAAAAAAGAAUCUCUUCCAUAUUUAAUCCAAGGAUUGUUGAAGAGGUCAACGUUUUUUAAAUGGAUGUGUCUGUCUGUCUGUCUUGUUCUUACAUACAGGAUUUAAUUUAGCAGGCAGAUAAAUUUGGACUGGUUUGUGGAAUUCAUUUUUGGUGAGAUUAAAGGGAGGGAUUAAAGAAAGAUAACCAAAAAACCUUAUGUCACUUUGGAAGGGAUCAUAGAAAAUGUCACUUUCAAUUAAAUAUUAAUUUAACUUUUUCCUUUAUAUAUAUAU